CAACGCAGGCAGAGCUCAGUCGAGCUGAACACCAAAACCCUGCGCGAGGUUUUUCUCCCUCCAUUAACGGGGCUCGAAGCUUUCUCUCUCUAAACUGCCAUAUCUCUCUCUCUAGAAAUGACCAAGUUCAGGAAGCUCGGUAGGCCCACCGGUCACCGGAUGUCCAUGCUCAGGACCAUGGUUUCGCAGCUGGUCAAACAUGAGAGAAUCGAAACAACUGUUGCAAAGGCGAAAGAAGUAAGGCGGCUUGCAGAUAAUAUGGUGCAGCUCGGCAAAGAGGGUUCCCUUUCUGCCGCGAGGCAUGCUGCUGCUUUCGUGCGAGGGGAUGAUGUCCUUCACAAGCUUUUUACCGAGUUGGCCUAUAGAUAUAAAGAUAGAGCUGGGGGAUACACGAGACUUCUUAGGACCCGCAUACGAGUUGGUGAUGCUGCUCCCAUGGCUUAUAUCGAGUUUAUCGACCGGGAAAACGAACUUAGACAAUCAAAACCACCAGCUCCGCAACCUCCACAGAGGCCAUCCUUGGAUCCAUGGACAAGAUCCAGGCUGUGCAAGCAGUUUGCUCCGCCCAAGGAGGAGAGAAGCUCUGACCCUGAUUCAUGAUGUGGACGUCUUGAUGCGUGAUUUUGAGUUCUUUGCCCCAAUAUAUAUCAGAUAAUGCAAUUACUUUUUACCUACAAUUUUAGAAACAGCAUUUGGUGACAAAUCCUUGGCAAAAUCGUAAUGCUUCUGAUUGUUAUGUAGUUAUGUCUGCUUCUUUGCUGCGAUGAAUAAGAAAUGUUGACUUGUGAUGUUCGAUUUAUUUGUGUCGGCUUUUGACC
Punica granatum (pomegranate) is the source of this 818-nucleotide messenger RNA. Lineage: Eukaryota; Viridiplantae; Streptophyta; Magnoliopsida; Myrtales; Lythraceae. The record is from RefSeq and is a predicted model, not a curated record.